Molecule: messenger RNA, 717 nt
Organism: Rhizophagus irregularis DAOM 181602=DAOM 197198
Lineage: Eukaryota; Fungi; Glomeromycota; Glomeromycetes; Glomerales; Glomeraceae
Source: RefSeq, a predicted model, not a curated record
AUGCCUAACGCAUCUCUAGGAAAUUUAAGAAAUAAUUUAUCAAUAAAAAAAGAGAAUCCAAAUGAUAAAUUUUAUAAUUUGUGGGAUAUUUCAAAACAGCUUGAAGCCAUUCAUAAAUUAAAUCUAGUUCAUGGCAAUUUUUAUAAUGAAAAUCUGCUUUGCGCGACUCAUGAUUCAAUAGUAAUUAGUGAUUUUAGAUUAUGUAGACUAGCUAACCAACCUAAUAUAAAUAAUGAUAUAUAUGAACUUCUUCCUCACUUUGCGCCGGAAGUUUUAAAUGAUAAAUUAUAUACAAAAGCUGCUGACAUAUAUAGUUUUGGAAUUCUAAUGUGGGAAAUGACAUCGGGAGUCCCAGCAUUUCAUAUUUGCAAGGGGGAUAGACCAGAAAUUAUAGAAGGAACAAUUCCUGAAUAUAUUGAAUUAAUGAAAAGAUGUUGGGAUAAUGAUCCUGAAAAAAGACCAACUGCCAAUGAAUUAAUUAAUAUUUUUUAUAAAUGGAGUAAAAAAUAUCCAAUAGAAAGAAAUGAUGAAAAGAGAAUACCUGCUUCUGUAAGAACAGAGUCUUAUGGACUUCCGGACACAAAAAUGACCUUAGCUGAGAGUGAAGGACACAGUUUUCCUUAUGCAACCCGGAUUUUUAAAGAGACGUCGAGUUCCCUACAUAAGCCAAACUUUCAAAAAGAUAAAUUAGGAAGAGGGAAGAAAGAUAGACUUUAA